Molecule: messenger RNA, 1346 nt
Organism: Cricetulus griseus (Chinese hamster)
Lineage: Eukaryota; Metazoa; Chordata; Mammalia; Rodentia; Cricetidae
Source: RefSeq, a predicted model, not a curated record
CACACCCUGCCUCUGUCUAGGAGUAUUUUUCCAGAAACGUUUAACUGAGGAGAGAAGGAUUUACCCAGAAUGUGGGCAGCACCAUCGCUAAGGGCUGUGGUUUUAGACUGAAUAAGAAAGAAAAGAUCUAACAUAAGGCCAGACUAUGCAGACUCCAAUUGCCAUGACUUCAAGAUGCACACCUUCACUCGGGUGACAUCCUGCAGAGUCUGCCAGAUGCUCCUGAGGGGAACAUUUUAUCAAGGCUAUUUAUGUUUCAAGUGUGGAGCAAAGGCACACAAAGAAUGUUUGGGAAGAGUAGACAAUUGUGGCAGAGUUAAUUCUGUUGAACAAGGGCCAUUCAAGCCACCAGAGAAAAGGACCAAUGGACUCCGUCGAGCUCCCAGACAGGUGGACCCAGGUUUGCCAAAGAUGCAGGUCAUUAGGAACUACACUGGGACCCCACCCCCAGCUCUUCACGAAGGACCACCAUUGCAUAUCCAGGCAGGAGACACUGUUGAACUUCUGAGAGGAGAUGCACACAGUGCAUUUUGGCAGGGACGAAAUUUAGCUUCAGGAGAGGUUGGAUUUUUCCCAAGUGAUGCUGUAAAACCAUCUCCAUGUGUACCUAAACCAGUAGAUUAUUCUUGCCAGCCCUGGUAUGCCGGACCAAUGGAAAGAUUGCAGGCAGAAACUGAGCUUAUUAACAGGGUGAAUAGUACUUACCUCGUGAGGCACAGGACCAAGGAGUCUGGAGAAUAUGCAAUUAGCAUUAAGUACAAUAAUGAAGCAAAACACAUCAAGAUUUUAACAAGAGAUGGCUUUUUUCACAUUGCAGAAAAUAGAAAAUUUAAAAGCUUAAUGGAACUUGUGGAGUACUACAAGCACCAUUCUCUUAAAGAAGGGUUCAGGACCUUAGACACGACGCUACAGUUUCCUUACAAGGAGCCAGAACGUUCAGCCGGACUGAGGGGUAAUAGAGCAGGCAACAGCUUGCUAAGUCCCAAGGUACUGGGCAUUGCCAUCGCCCGGUAUGACUUCUGUGCAAGAGAUAUGCGGGAGCUCUCCUUAUUGAAAGGGGACAUGGUGAAGAUUUACACAAAGAUGAGUGCAAAUGGCUGGUGGAGAGGAGAAGUAAAUGGCAGGGUGGGCUGGUUUCCAUCCACAUAUGUGGAAGAGGAUGAGUAAAGUUGAGUCCAGCAUUGCACCCUGCACCAAAAUCUCAAAGAAGGGAUAAUCAGAAGCCUGAACUUCGUUAUGAGUUCACUGAAGAGUUUAGAAAGCAGAAUUUCUGGCUGAUUUCUGGCUGUUCAACAGCCCCCUUCUCUCUUCUCUCUCUCUCUCUCUCUCUCUCUCUCUCUCUCUCU